This is a messenger RNA of Debaryomyces fabryi, 744 nucleotides long. RefSeq names its product Ist1p (gene IST1). Lineage: Eukaryota; Fungi; Ascomycota; Pichiomycetes; Serinales; Debaryomycetaceae. Bases 1 to 744 code for a protein of 247 amino acids. The transcript has a single exon. The record is from RefSeq and is a predicted model, not a curated record. Gene Ontology annotation, biological process: protein transport.
AUGGCAAUUAGUAAACUUAAGUUUAUUCAAGACAAGAAAACUGCAUUGACAAAGCAGCAAAGGCGCCAAUUAGCAGAUCUCUUAAACCAGGGAAAAGAAUCGAGUGCUAAGAUUAGAGUAGAGAACAUUAUACGUGAUGACAUAUAUAUUGAAUUGCUUGAAUUCUUGGAGUUGUACUGUGAGUUGUUACUUGCAAGAAUAUCUAUUAUAUUGGAUCAGUCCCGAACUACUUGUGAUCCAGGAUUAAAAGAAGCAGUACAUUCGAUAAUAUAUUCGGCUCCCAGCACAGAGUUGAAGGAAUUGACCACGAUACGGGAGAUGUUGGUAUUAAAGUACGGGGUUGAAUUUGGAAAAAUCGCCAUGAAUAAUGAGGAUGGUGCAGUCCCCCAAAAAAUCGUAACUAGAUGUCAGAUAGAAGCACCAUCGGAAACCUUGGUCAAUUUGUAUUUGUGUGAGAUUGCAAAGGCUUACCAGGCUCCUUAUUCUGGAAUGAAGGAUUUGGAACCUUCAGACGAAGAGGAUGCGUUAGACGGGGAGACCGACGAUUUAGAUGACAAAGAUGAUGAUGAACCAAGUGGCGGUGAAGCUUUGAAAAUUGAGCCAGGAGUAGAGGAACCUAUACUGGAGAAAGUUUCAGAAGUUAAGCAGAAAAAGAAGGGUGCAACAUCAGCUCCUCGUACGGACCAAAAUGACUUUGAUUCGUUGAAAGCCCGCUUUGCUGCAUUGAAAGGAGGCCCCAAAUAA